AGAAGCAACUGGGUUGGUUCUGUCGUAAGGCCAGCUUGUCCUGGACUGGCACUCUCUGGCUUCCUCUCGUAAUGUCAUUCUCAUAUGCUAAAGAGAAGCCUUUCUUCUUUUUUUUCACCACAGUUCUCUCCCUCUACUUGUCCUCGCUUAAAGCCUGAAGCUAAAAGAUAAAGUAGAAGAAAAGCCAACAUUUUCAUUUCUUUAAUUUGGGCUGUAUAUUUGGAACUUCCUUUCUUCUCUGUGUCCACAUGCUUUGAAGGUUUAACUUGUUUAUUCAGCCAAUGCCAACUUUAGUCUCCUGUGUAAUAGCACAAUGAAUGCCAUUUCUUUGUUGACAGCAUAGUGGUCUAGUUUCAUACUGAAAGAACUGAAGAAAUUAGUCUCAUUCUGAAAGCACUGAGGUGAAGUGCUUGGUAAUCUGGGGUCUAAAAGAAACCAUGGAAGAGAGUUUUGUACCAUUUCGUGGAAUCAAGAAUGAUAUUCGGGGAAGAUUGAAGUGUUAUAAGCAAGACUGGACUGGUGGUUUUAAGGCAGGCUUCAGGAUUCUGGCACCCACGACAUAUAUAUUUUUUGCAUCGGCAAUUCCAGUUAUAUCGUUUGGGGAACAGUUAGACAGAGAUACAGAUGGGACUCUCACUGCUGUUCAAACCUUAGCUUCUACUGCAUUUUGUGGAAUUAUUCACUCUAUCAUAGGAGGUCAGCCUUUACUGAUUCUUGGAGUUGCAGAGCCAACUGUAAUCAUGUACACAUUCAUGUUCAAUUUUGCAAAAAGUCGGACAGAUUUGGGACCAAAGCUCUUUCUAGCAUGGACUGGGUGGGUGUGCAUAUGGACUGCAAUCUUGCUGUUCUUGUUGGCUGUCCUAGGUGCUUGCUCUAUCAUCAAUAGGUUCACUCGCAUUGCAGGGGAAUUGUUUGGCCUACUUAUUGCAAUGCUUUUCAUGCAGGAAGCCAUUAAAGGACUGGUUGAUGAAUUUCGUAUACCAAAAAGAGAAAAUCCAAAGUCAAUCGAGUACCUGUAUUCAUGGAGAUUUGCCAAUGGAAUGUUUGCUUUGGUUUUGGCUUUUGGUCUUCUGCAUACUGCAUUAAGAAGCAGAAAAGCACGGUCUUGGCGUUACGGGUCUGGGUCGCUGCGAGGCUUCAUAGCUGAUUAUGGUGUUCCAUUGAUGGUUCUGGUCUGGACAGCUGUUUCUUACAUACCAGCUGGAAGUGUUCCAAAAGGAAUCCCAAGGCGCCUCUUUAGUCUGAAUCCAUGGUCACCAGGUGCUUAUGAGAAUUGGACUGUCAUAAAGGACAUGGUGGAUGUGCCAGUUCUGUAUAUAAUUGGAGCUUUUGUGCCAGCAACAAUGAUUGCUGUGCUCUAUUAUUUUGACCAUAGCGUUGCAUCUCAGCUUGCACAGCAGCAAGAAUUCAAUUUGAGAAAGCCUCCUUCUUUCCAUUACGAUUUACUUCUUUUGGGGUUCAUGGUCAUAGUCUGUGGUCUUCUCGGUAUCCCUCCAUCAAAUGGUGUCAUUCCACAAUCUCCAAUGCAUACCAAAAGUUUGGCUACCCUGAAGCACCAGUUACUUCGAAAUCGACUUGUGACAACUGCUCGCAAAUUUAUUGGUAAGAAUGCAAGCUUGGAACAAGUUUAUGGGAGCAUGCAGGAAGCAUACCAACAGAUGCAGACACCACUUACUUACCAGCAACCUUCCACUGUGGGGCUGAAGGAAUUGAACACAGGGAAUAUUGAUGCCCCAGUUGAUGAGAGUAUAUUUGAUAUUGAGAAAGAGAUCGACAAUUUAUUGCCUGUUGAGGUGAAAGAACAGCGGCUGAGUAACUUGCUCCAAUCUACAAUGGUAGGAGGAUGUGUUGCAGCAAUGCCCCUUCUUAAAAUGAUCCCUACAUCAGUACUCUGGGGCUAUUUUGCCUAUAUGGCCAUUGAAAGCUUGCCGGGCAAUCAGUUCUGGGAGCGAAUAUUAUUGCUCCUCACUGCUCCAAGCAGAAGAUUCAAAGUACUGGAGAAUUACCAUGCCACCUUCAUCGAAACUGUACCCUUCAAGACAAUUGCAGUAUUUACGAUUUUCCAGACGGCUUACUUGCUUGUUUGUUUUGGGAUUACAUGGGUUCCCAUUGCUGGGGUACUUUUCCCGCUCAUGAUCAUGCUUUUAGUUCCUGUGAGGCAAUACAUAUUGCCCAGGUUUUUCAAAGGAGCACACCUUCAAGAUUUAGAUGCUGCAGAGUACGAAGAGGCGCCAGCUUUAUCAUUCAACCUAACAUCUAUGAGUAGGAACACUUCAUCUUCACAGCCGGAAAGAGAGAUGAGUAGGGAUACCUCAUUUUCACAGCAGGAAAGAGUGAUGAGUAGGGAUACUUCAUUUUCACGGCAGGAAAGAGUGAUGAGUAGGAAUACUUCAUUUGCUGAUCAUGGAGAAAUUUUAGACGGGAUGGUUACAAGAAGCCGCGGUGAGAUUAGACGCAUGUGCAGUCUCAAAUUCUCAAGUUGCAGUGUUUCAUCAUCUGGAGAAUUGAAAAGCGUUCAGAGCCCGAGGGUCUCGGAUAAGGUGUACAGUCCCCGUGUAAGUGAACUGAGAGCAGAGCAGAGUCCACGACAAGGUGGAAGAGGACCAUUCAGUCCAGCAAAACCAUCUAAUUUAGGUAAAAGUGUUUAAAGAAAGCUGUUAGAAAUGGCGAUGAUUGGCUUUGUGGAAAUAUUUGUAGAAGAGAUUGUAUUCAAUUUGAAUCUGUAUUGUUAUUCAA
Mangifera indica (mango) is the source of this 2736-nucleotide messenger RNA. RefSeq names its product probable boron transporter 2. NCBI's taxonomy places the organism in Eukaryota, Viridiplantae, Streptophyta, Magnoliopsida, Sapindales, Anacardiaceae. Gene Ontology annotation, biological process: transmembrane transport; monoatomic anion transport; monoatomic ion homeostasis. Gene Ontology annotation, molecular function: solute:inorganic anion antiporter activity. Bases 438 to 2648 code for a protein of 736 amino acids. Gene Ontology annotation, cellular component: plasma membrane. The transcript is spliced from 14 exons. The record is from RefSeq and is a predicted model, not a curated record.